AUGUCGUUUAAAGAGAAGGACCUUGAAGCUGAGCGAAACGAGCAUAUCUCGUUCGAUGAGAAAGGCGAUCGCGGUGAAGAUGGCCGCGUUAACAUUGAGGAUGUCGACCAACCAAAUGAUACAUCAGGACAAGCAUCGUCGCCUUUCGAAAAGGAUGACAAGGAAACCCGUCGCAUUAUUCGAAAGAUAGAUCUCAGACUCCUGCCAACACUCGCUGUUAUCUAUGCCUUUGCACUCAUCGACCGCGUUAAUCUUCCAAAUGCGCGUAUAGCAGGCAUGGAUGAGGACCUAGGCCUCUCUAUCGGCUCACGUUAUUCAAUCCUCACAAUGAUCUUCUUCAUCCCUUACAUCAUCUUUCAGUUCCCGGCCAACAUCAUCAUCAGAAAACUUGGUCCCGCCGUAUGGCUACCUUCUCUAGUCAUCUGCUGGGGAGCUGUCACGAUUGGCAUAGGUUUUACGAAUGAUUGGACGCAGGCACUAGGCUGCAGAAUCAUCCUCGGCGUCCUGGAAGCAGGGUAUUAUCCAGGUUGUGUCUUCCUGCUAAGCUGUUGGUACGCGAGAUUUGAGGUACAGAAGAGGUUCAGUGGAUUCUAUCUGCUAGCCCUUCUUGCAAGUGGUUUCUCGAACAUCCUUGCUUGGGGACUAAGCGAGAUGAGAGGCCUUGGAGGUCUAAACGGAUGGCAAUGGAUAUUCGCUAUAGAGGGCGCCAUCACUGUCCUACUCGGCUUCAUGGGUUUCGUAACAAUAAUCGACUUUCCCGAUAAAGCCAGCCAGCCUAGCCCAAUAACAAAGCGCCCUUUCUUAACCUCUGCGGAAGCCAACAUAAUUCUUGCCCGUAUUCAACGCGAUCGCGGUGAUGCUGUCGCCGAUAAGCUUACCUGGUCAACCAUCUCAACGCAUCUCCGCGAUUGGAAGAUCUGGGAGUUUGCCUGGCUCUACUUCCUCAACAACGUCGUCGCGUACAGCUGGGGGUAUUUCUUACCCAUCAUUCUACGCAACGACAUGAAAUACUCCGUCGCUAUGAGUCAGAUCCUGUCUUUCCCGCCAUACGUGCUGGCUGCGGCUUGGAUGUUCGCCACAGCAUGGGUUGCCGACCGGUACAGGAUGCGUGGUGCAAUCAUUAUAUUCAACUGUGCAUGGGCUGUCUUGGGAGUAUGCAUGAUGGCAUUCCUCAGCAACGCUCGUGCACGAUAUGCCGGAGUCUUCUUAGGUGUUAGUGGAGCGAAUGCGAAUGUGCCCAGCUUGUUGAGUUAUAUGCAUAACAACAUCGUGGGUCAGAUGAAGAGAAGCGUUGCUAGUGCGCUAUUGAUUGGGGGCGGAGCCUGUGGAGGUAUUGCAGCAUCGAAUAUCUUUCGACAACAAGAUGCGCCAAAGUACACACCUGCCAUGGCUGUUGUGAUUGCGACUCAAGUUCUGACCAUAGUCCACGUGCUUAAGAACUUUUGGGUGUACUCACGAGCGAAUCGCCAGGCAGAUCGAGGCGAGAGGAUCUUGGAGGGACAAGAGGGCUUCCGACAAACGCUGUAG
Messenger RNA from Alternaria postmessia, 1527 nucleotides. RefSeq lists its product as uncharacterized. The transcript has 6 exons. The record is from RefSeq and is a predicted model, not a curated record. Gene Ontology annotation, molecular function: transmembrane transporter activity. NCBI's taxonomy places the organism in Eukaryota, Fungi, Ascomycota, Dothideomycetes, Pleosporales, Pleosporaceae. The coding region runs from base 1 to 1527 and encodes 508 amino acids. Gene Ontology annotation, biological process: transmembrane transport. Gene Ontology annotation, cellular component: membrane.